AUGAACACGAACAUGUCUUCCAAAGAAACUUCUUCGGGUAGCACACCCACACAGAAAGGUGUUCGUCUCACGCAAGUCGAACUCCAUCGGGACGAUACAAACACAGACAUCGACAUCAUCGCCAUACAUGGUCUCGACACGACGUCGAGAGACACAUGGACAUGGAGAGAUUCCAAAGAUCUCAAGAACGAAGCCAAGUGGGUCAAUUGGCUACACCCAGGCAUGCUUCCAGACCAGGUAGCUCGGGUCCGGAUCUUUACAUGCGACUGGCCUGCCGAUCUUCAUCAGCCGAGAGACAUGGUUCCAAAGGCCCUCGACGAGUGUUCUCGGAGCCUGCUCGAAGGUAUCCACGUGGAGCUCUAUAAAGACAAUGCAAGACGCGACAGGCCGAUUGUCUUUAUCGCGUCAUGUUUCGGGGGUAUCAUCUUAGCGAGGGCUCUAGUGCUGGCAGAUUUCAAAGACAGCAAUUAUCAUCAAUUCAGAAUUGCCGUGCGUGGCAUCGUCUUCCUUUCAACGCCGUUCCGAGGGACUUCCUUCCAAGACAUCGCUGCUUGGGCAGAGCCGGGUCUCCGGGUUCGGGCUUUCUUGAAAGGCAAAGCAUUGAGCAAGCUGCUUGGGAGUGUAAAGGGACCAACCUUUGAUCUCCAGGAACUCGUCCGCUCCUUCACUCGGCUCUGCCAAGACGAGGAACACCCCUGCAACGUUUUCACCUUUUCCGAGCAGAAGGUGACGAGCCUGCCACACAAAGCAUUUCCUUGGCUGCCACCUCUGUUCCGCCAAAAUAAGCCUCUCGUCGGUGAUUUCGAGGGAACUCUUGACAUCGUUCGUGAACCGACGUCCCUCGAUCGAUCCCACCUCUUGAUGAACAAAUUCCACAGCCCUGAAUGUCCUGAUUAUAAGAAAGUCGCCGGAAAGAUAAGCGAGAUUGUCGAAAAGAUUCGUGUGGGAAGCCCACUUGAAAGGGCCGACGCCUGGAUACGGGACAAGCACUAUACCGGGAACAGGCUGAAGAUCGAACGCCUCUCCGGCGAGUUACUGUUGAUGGAUCGGUGCUACAUCAAUCUUUCUAUUGUGGAAAUGUCUGAACAAGAAGCAGGUCGCCCAAAGGAAGAAAAGGCAUCCCCGUUCUCAAUGUGGUCUCGACGGUGGGUCUCGACAUCCAGUGAGACGACUCAAGUGGAGCUGGCGACACUCUUUGACUUACGGAAGGGACGCGAGGGCCAGCCAAUAAAACCAAGAAAAAUACUGAUUCGAGGGCGGGCGGGAGUUGGGAAGACCACCUUGUGCAAGAAAAUUAUUUUUGAAUUCACCCAAGGCACAUGGGCAGGAUGGAGCAAGUUGUUUGACCGCAUACUUUGGGUACCUCUGCGCAAUCUGAAACUGGACGAAAGACGUCGUUCGCCGAAAUACAACCUGGAAGAUCUCUUCAACCACGAAUAUUUCUCUCUCCCAAAGGACAUGCCGGAGCUCGCAAAAGCAUUGUACGAGGCAGUGGAGACCAAGAGCGAUAGAACUCUGUUUCUCCUCGACGGCCUGGACGAAGUAUCUCAAGACUUGACAGGCGAUGCCGCCAUGUCCCGUUUUCUCAACACUCUUUUGAAACAGCCCAACGUUAUCAUCACGUCCCGCCCGUCUGGAACCCUUCCGGCCGACAUACCUAUUGACCUCGAGCUGGAAACUAUGGGAUUCUACCCAGAUCAGGUAAAGGACUAUAUCGAAAGAGCUUUCAGCGAUUCAACGGGCAACAUUGAUUGUCAAAAGACCAACGAGGUUCAAUCAUUUAUCAAAGGCCAUUGGCUCAUCGGGGGACUCGUGCAGGUCCCAAUUCAACUUGACGCGCUAUGCUACACCUGGGACGACCUGGACCAGGGCACGGCACCAGAUACAAUGACUGGCAUGUACAAAGCGAUCGAGCUGAAUUUAUGGAAAAAGGACGCCGUGCGGAUGAGCAAAAAACACAACGAGGAAUUCGUGACAUCUUCCCAGAUUGGAUCUUCAGACGUCGAGGCCAUUGUCGAACAUGAGAUUUGCUUCCUUGAAAAUCUUGCUUUCAAUGGACUGGUGAACGAACUCAUCGAAUUUUCAGAACAAUAUCUUAAGUCCAUGCCAAAGAUGUCCAGGGAGACAAUAUUACUCAGGAAGACACUACCAUGCCUCUCCUUUCUCCGGACUUCUGACGCUAGAAACCGAAGUUACCACUUCAUACACCUCACCUUUCAAGAAUACUUUGCGGCGCGGUAUUUUGUGCGACAAUGGCGUACCGGAAAAUCUCUGGAAUACCUGUCUCUCGACAGUCAAACACACGUGGAUACAUAUCCUGUCAAGUUCCUCCAGACGCACAAGUACACAGCACAAUACGAAAUCAUGUGGCGAUUUGUUACUGGCUUACUUGACGCAACCAGCCAUGAAAAGCAGUUCCUCGACAUGUUGGACCAGGAACCACUCGACCUGUUAGGUCCUGCACAUCAGCGACUAGUCAUGCAAUGCCUGAGUGAGGUUUCGAGAAACUCUACAAGCAGGCCGGGCCUGGAACAGCGGCUGGCCAAGUGGUUUCUAUUCGAAAGCAAAGUCUACAAGAACGAACGUCUAGCAAGAGAAGUAGAGGCUCCGGACGCAGCACUUGUAGCUGCUCUAUCCCAUGCAUUAGACGAGGAGAAAGUGGUACUUCUUGGUGCAAUAAAAAGUCGGCAAACGAUUACGCCGAAUCUUGCUAAGCAGGUAGCUUGCCUUCUUAAUAACGGAAAUUAUGAGCUGCAAAAAGCAGCCGCCGCUGUCCUAGAAGUUCAAGCAAAGACCGUGGCGACGGUGCGAGAAAACGCAGAUUUAGGCGUCCAACAGGCCGCCGACAACGCCGCCGAAUUCAUCCCUAAUAACCUGUCAAGGAAAGAAAAUCUCGAGGCUUUGGCAGCGAAUAUUAAUAAUGCAGAUGCGGGUGUGCGAAGUGCCGCUUUUCGUGCCUUGGGUGAUCAGGCAAGCUUACCAGAAAGGAUGCUUGAAGCUGUGGCGGCAAAGCUUGAAGAUGCAGAUGCAGAUGUGCGCGAGGUUGUUAUACAGGUUUUAGGUGAGCAGGCGAGCUUACCAGAAAGGAUGCUUGAAGCUGUAGCGGCAAAGCUUAAAGAUGCGAAUGCACAUGUGCUCUACGCCGCUGUAAUGGCCUUAGAGAAGCAGGCGAGCUUAUCGGAAAGGAUGCUUGAAGCUGUGGCGGCGAAGCUUGAAGAUGAAGAUGCAUAUGUGCGACGGGGCGCUGUAAGGACCUUAGGUAAUCAGGCGAGUUUACCGGAAAGGAUGCUUGAAGCUGUGGCGGCAAAGCUUAAAGAUGCGGAUGUAUAUGUGCAACAGAGCGCUGUAAAGACCUUAGGUAAGCAGGCGAGCUUGCCAAAAAGGAUGCUUGAAGCUGUGGCGACGAAGCUUGAAGGUGCGGAAGCAUAUGUGCGAAGUGCCGCUAUUCGUGCCUUGGGCGAGCAGACAAGCUUACCGGAAAAGAUGCUUGAAGCUGUGGCGGCGAAGCUUGAAGAUGCGGAUGCAUAUGUGCAACGGGUCGCUAUAUUGGCCUUAGGUAAGCAGGCGAGCUUACCGGAAAGGAUGCUUGAAGCUAUGGCGACGUUUCUUGAAGACGACAGCGGGGUAACGCGACGGGAGGCCGAGGGAGCAUUGCGACGACAUGAAAGCUUUUAUCGCAACCUCUUUGGCGGACCCUACGCCGUAUCGCUAUACAAUUUAUUUUUACAAAUGAGCUUCUAUGAACGACAAGUUUGGUAUAUUGAUGACGGCCAUCUUUGUGUCAACACGCCAGAGAAGACUUUGAGGAUCCCAGAUCGCAAUCAGCAAGGUGGCUUUAAGGCCUGGAUCAACGAGGUGCGGCCAAAAGGAUUGCCACCAAUAGGCGGAGGAAGUAGUGAGCUCGGAUGUUCUUCUGAGAUCCUUGAACAACGAGCUUUAUGUACACAGAUGAAAUACGAUGCAUUUGCUCCUACACCACCUUUCAAAUGCGACCUGCUAUCACUGUACAUGUAUAUAGUCCAAGAUUUUCAUAGGUGA
Molecule: messenger RNA, 4038 nt
Organism: Grosmannia clavigera kw1407
Lineage: Eukaryota; Fungi; Ascomycota; Sordariomycetes; Ophiostomatales; Ophiostomataceae
Product: nacht nucleoside triphosphatase
Exons: 2
Coding region: 1-4038 (1345 amino acids)
Molecular function (GO): ATP hydrolysis activity
Source: RefSeq, a predicted model, not a curated record